AUCUUUGUAUCCUAUGACGUACCUGACACACACGUCUUAUCCAUCUUAGACUUAUCAACAUGUAAACAACGCCGUCUCCAAAAUGUGUUACAGGUCUGUCGUUUUGUCGAGUAAAGAUCGUUACGUACCGGACAGACAAUACUGCUUGGCACAUUCGACAAGUUAUUAUCUCGAUCAAGAGUGGGCGUCCUGUGCUUAUGAAGAUUUUUCUUACGAUACGCCUUAUGAGUAUCAACGUCAACGUGAACAGCAGCGUCGAGCAUUUUUACAACUACAGUCUAUAAUUUCGCUGGCUAACGGCGGACAUCUAUUGUACGGUUUAUCGAGAAAACACGACGAGGCCAAACAUUAUAACUACGAUUCUCAAGAAGGUAUGACAUGGCCUCUUCGUAUGGUUAACUAUAGAAAAGUCAAAAGACAUCAUUUAAACACCAACAACGAUGCUAGAAAUCAAAUGUUGGACAUGCCGAACUUAUCGGACGAUUGGAUGACAAAAGUAAUAGACUGGAGCUCGACAGGUUAUUUAACGGCCGCAAUUCAAUCGUCAAUUUACCUGUGGUCGUCGCAAACUCAAAGCAUUCAACACAAAAUCAUCACUAGCCCCGAAAUCGACAACGUAACUCGUAUUACUUGUUUGAAAUGGGAUAGACGAGGUACGAAAUUGGCGUAUGCCGUCUGCAGCCAUCAGGACUUGGACAGUUUUGAUUUAGACUUGAGCGCCACCAGUAGUUCGUUUACUCGCAGCAUCCCAAACGCCGACAUAAACACUGUAGUAGAUGAAGCCGAUGAACAUAUGUACAGUGUAGACGAUACCAAUGUUGAUGAUAAUAAUACACUGCAAACUAGCACUGCUGCUGUUGUAAAUGAAAGAAUCGAUUUAACGGACAGUAUUGAACACGCGGAACAAAAUGAUUCGUCGGCCAUAUCAAAGAAACAAACUAAUUCUAUUAAGAUCUGGCUAUUAAACGAGGAAGCCAGCUUUGUGCAACUCGAAUGUGUCACAUCCGUGGCAUGCGGAUGUGUACACAAAUCGUCUGAUUUUACUAACGACUGUAGUACGGUUGCAAUGGAUUGGUUGGCCGAUGGACAAAUUUUGGUAACGGGCUGUACGAGAGCAACAAUUACGUUUUAUCGUUAUAUUAGCAAAUUACAUCAACUGAACGUUGUACGCGUCAUACACACCAACAGCAAACUCCAAACGAUGAUAAGCUGUAUGCAUUUGUCACAAGAUUCGGAAAGCCGAUAUCUGGCCGUUGCAUUUCAUUCGCAACUACGAUGCAAAUUGAAAUUGUGGCGUAUCGGAAAAACAACGGUAGAUCACUGUGGACAAAACGCCGACGAUGCCGUGAUUGGUCUUGACUCGUUUACCGACAACAAGUCAAAGUUGACUUUAACCGAAGUGUUAACGGACACCUACAACAGUAAAGAUAGAGAACAAGGAGGCUGGGUGAUAAAAGCUCUAGCUUGGCAUCCGUGGAAAUUUUCUCUAGUAUGUUACGCGGUUACGCCCGUGAAAAGUUACGAUUUAUUGACCAGGCCUUUGCCGUCGUGGCUCGUAUUAGCCAAUGCUUGUCGCGGUCAAGUGCUAAAACGAGUGGAACAGACCACCAGUCAACCGUGUCCGACAAUACAAAUUUUAUCCGUCGACACCCAUUGCAUGACUUUUAGUCGUUUCACGGGAGAGCUGUUAGUGUCGGCUUCCACAGUUUACCGCAAAAAUUCCAAUCAAAAUAACAGCGUCGUCAUCGUAGAACACGGAGUCGUCGUCAUGCAUAGUCUGACGUAUAUUGUCGACAUGUUAAGCGGUAGCAACUCGGGUAAAGGUUUGUUCACGGCUUGGAGUCCAAACGGUUGUCGAGUUGCUUUCACGAGUACCGACGAAUCUCUCAGGAUAUGGAAUUUUUUCCCGACCGACACUCGAAAGCCUAACGGGGGCGACGGUGGCACGGCGGCUGAUCCAGCCAAACACUAUGGUCGCGAUAAAAAAAAGAGAAACAAUUCAUCGUACUAUUGUCAUCAUAAUAACAACUUGAUGUCGAAACUAUCUUUUCACGCAUCGCUCGUGAUCAAAUAAUGAAAUUGUUUUUUUUUUUUUUAACUUGUAUUGUCAUUUAUAAUAAUUCAUAAGACUUAACCGUAUUCAUAUAUAGAUAUAUUAUAAACAUAAGCGGCUUAGGCUUCUCAUUCCUUGUCUUUCACUUUUUAAUUAAAUAAUUAUUGUGAAUUUUUACCAUUUUUACGCGUUUAAAAGAUUAUUUUUAUAUUA
This is a messenger RNA of Adelges cooleyi (spruce gall adelgid), 2266 nucleotides long. RefSeq lists its product as uncharacterized. Bases 83 to 2074 code for a protein of 663 amino acids. Lineage: Eukaryota; Metazoa; Arthropoda; Insecta; Hemiptera; Adelgidae. Gene Ontology annotation, cellular component: anaphase-promoting complex. Gene Ontology annotation, biological process: positive regulation of anaphase-promoting complex-dependent catabolic process; anaphase-promoting complex-dependent catabolic process; positive regulation of ubiquitin protein ligase activity. The transcript has 9 exons. The record is from RefSeq and is a predicted model, not a curated record. Gene Ontology annotation, molecular function: ubiquitin ligase activator activity; anaphase-promoting complex binding; protein binding.